AGGGUUUAUUUUUCACUGAGUCACGUUGUUCUAAAAAUUCUACACAAAUUCCGUCCUUUCUCUUCUAAACACUGAGCUGAUUCUUCCAGUAUGGACGUAGAAUUGAAAGAAAAACAGGUUGUGCUUGUGAUCUGGUCUGGAUCGCAGCCUCCCAAGGAUAUUGAACAAGUCGUGAGUCAUUUGAAGAAAAUGGUUGGUGACGAGGGUAAAGUAGCCCUUGAACAUGCAGACCGCCUUCACAUGGCAUCCUACACGGCUUCACAUUUUGAUGUGGUUCUCUCUGGUGUCCUGAGUGAAACAUCUCAUAUUCAUACCAUGGAACUACUGACUGAGAUAGCAAGAAUCCUAAAACCAAAUGGUAGACUUAUUCUACAGGAGACUACUGGAUCCUCGAAUGGUCUAAGGCUUCCAGAGAAAAUAAUGUCCUCGUUAAAACUGUCAGGUUUUGUGGAUGUUUCAGAGGCCCAAAGAGUCAAAGACACAUCAUCUGUAGUCAAGGUCACUUGUCAAAAACCAAACUUUGAGGUUGGAGCAAGUUCUCAGCUGACACUGUCUUUUGCUUCAAAACCAGCUCAGCCCAAGGCUGAUGACAGUGUAGCCAAGAUAUGGGCACUUUCUACACAAGACAUCGAUGAUGAGGAUGUGGAAAUCCUGGAUUCAGAUACACUCUUAGAUGAAGAUGACCUGAAGAAACCAGAUCCUGAGUCUCUGAAAAGUUGUGGACCCACAAGUGGCAAAAAGAAGGCUUGUAAGAACUGUACAUGUGGUUUGGCAGAUCAAGAAUCAGAUCAACCUGCACCCAAGAAAACAGUCACCUCAUCUUGUGGAAGUUGUUACCUUGGUGAUGCUUUUAGAUGUGCAUCUUGCCCCUACUUAGGAAUGCCGGCAUUCAAACCAGGAGAGAAGAUUGCCUUAACAGAUAGGCAGCUAAAGGGAGAUGUUCAAUAGUUAUAGGUAAAGCUCAAACUGUCCAGCAGAGUUAGUAUUAAAUAUUAUGCUUUGUACUCUUACCAUUCUCUAAGCAGAUUACUUUUUAUCUAGCAGAUAAAAUCCAUUGCAGUAAUAGAACCUAACCUUAAAGACAGUCAUAUUUCCAUACAAAUCAUAGCAGUUAACUUGUCUUUGGUUUUUAAAAAGCUGUUAAUGACUGUCACAUUUUCACAUGAAUCACUGCAGUUUAGGGACGCACCAUUUGAUUUUUGAGGGGGGUUGGGCAAAAACCAAAAAGAGUUUGAGCACAGCUUGUAAGAGUGAAAAAAAAAUCGUGCAUAAGGGAAGUGCCAGAAAAAAAUUCCAAAUUAUGUCCAAGAACAAUUC
Messenger RNA from Actinia tenebrosa (Australian red waratah sea anemone), 1317 nucleotides. RefSeq names its product anamorsin homolog. Gene Ontology annotation, molecular function: iron-sulfur cluster binding. Gene Ontology annotation, cellular component: cytoplasm. NCBI's taxonomy places the organism in Eukaryota, Metazoa, Cnidaria, Anthozoa, Actiniaria, Actiniidae. Gene Ontology annotation, biological process: iron-sulfur cluster assembly. The record is from RefSeq and is a predicted model, not a curated record.